Messenger RNA from Fusarium pseudograminearum CS3096, 2478 nucleotides. RefSeq lists its product as uncharacterized. Lineage: Eukaryota; Fungi; Ascomycota; Sordariomycetes; Hypocreales; Nectriaceae. Bases 1 to 2478 code for a protein of 825 amino acids. The transcript has 5 exons. Gene Ontology annotation, cellular component: THO complex part of transcription export complex. The record is from RefSeq and is a predicted model, not a curated record. Gene Ontology annotation, biological process: mRNA export from nucleus; regulation of DNA-templated transcription elongation.
AUGGCGGUUCAAGAUACAGACAAUCCGGCCGCUCCGGCAAUUUCUGCCUUCACAACACUACUGGAAGACCUUCUUUCACAGGCAGAGAAGUCAAAAGAAAGCGCGACUAUCGAACCAGCAUUGCGCAAGUCCGAUUUCGACGACCUCUCGGGACGAAUCACCACAACUGCAGCCGAAGUUGCCAGCCCAGCCGACGAAGGCGCCAAGCCAGCGAAUGACAAGGGCCAGCAGUUCGCCAUAAUAGAAACUGCUGCCCGUAACAUAUUCAGUCAUCUUAUUGCGACAACUACCAUCGAUUCCCCCGAUUAUGUCAAAGUGUGGAAUCUCCUCGACAUUCUUUCCAUUCUUUCAGACGACGGCCAAUGCGAUCCUGCGCUCUUGUUCUGGCUAGCUGAAGAGCUUCUAGAUAGCCAAACUAUUGCCGGAUGUCGUAAGAUCUUUGAUUUCCUCGAAUCGAGGCGAGAACGAAUCACAGCGAACCACUUCAAGCAGAAACAGUUGAUUAUCCUCCGAACAUGCAACGAAUUGCUCCGCCGGUUAUCCCGUGCAGAAGAUACUGCUUUUUGUGGUCGAGUCUUUAUCUUCAUGUUCCAGAGCUUUCCCCUCGGGGACAAGAGCUCCGUGAACCUGCGAGGCGAAUAUCAUGUCGAAAACAUCACGACUUACGAGCAAGGAACUGCUGACGACGAUUCCCGAAUGGCUUUGGAUGGGCCAGACGAGCAACCAAAGGAGCUGUCAGAGUCAAAAACCACACCCAAGUCAACAGAUGCCAAAAAGGAAGACAAGGAGAAGCCUCUCCCGACCGACGAGCUAUACCCAUUGUUCUGGUCUCUUCAAGAAUACUUCAGUCAACCAAAGAAGCUUUUUGAAACAACGAGUCUUUCGUCCUUCAAAGAGAGUCUGGCGGCGACGAUGAAUGUUUUCCAGACAGUUCAUAAUGAUUCCAAGCGGAGCCUCAAGCGGAAACGAGAGACCGGCGAAGAAGACGAGAGUUUUAAUGCUUUCAACCCCAAAUACCUCACUAGCAAAGACUUGUUCGACUUGGAGAUCAGUGACCUAUCAUUCCGACGACAUAUUCUAGUGCAAGCCCUCAUCAUCAUGGAUUUCCUUCUUGCGUUAUCCAAGCUGUCACGAGACAAGCUUGCGGAAACUCUGCCAGCCACGGCCAACAUAAACAAGGCUGUCAUGUAUGGCGAUCAGAUCUUGAGUGAAGAGGAUGCCAAAUGGGCGAGUGAUACGAAGAAGACUAUCGCAGAUUAUCUUCGUCAGGGCCCUGAUGGACCAUACUUUUAUCGAAUGGUAGAAACCGUCCUGGCUAGGGACAAGAACUGGGUUCGCUGGAAGAUCGAAGGCUGUCAACCCAUCAAACGCGAUCCCGUCGCGCCGCCGGUCUUUAUAGAGGCGAAGGGUAAUGUCCAACGCUUGGCCACCAGCAAGCGAUUAAGAGCAGUCCCUAUGGGUUCUGUCUCUUUGGACUUUCUCAGGGAAGAGGAUGCGGAGGCAGCUAUGGGUCGACUCAAGGCCAAGGAGAGGUAUGAGCUUCCAGAGCUUGAUGCAUUCAAACGAAAAAUUGCCGACGACGACUUUGAGAUUGAGAUGCCGACGAACGAUCAAACAAAGGCCGCUGCCGUUUCUGGCAAGGCCAGCAAGAGCUGGAGAGCUCUGCGCAUUGCGGCACGUACAAAGCUCGCCGCGUUUGACAAGAUUGAAGAUCCUAAAAAGAUCGACAUCGUUUUUGAGGAGCUCACCGAGGCCGAUGAUGAAGAGGACGCUGCUGAACCUACAGCCAGUGAUGAGGACAUGCCCACAACCCGAGAACCCAUUAUUGUCUCAGGUAUCACAGGCGUCGGCUAUUCAACAAUCAUCAACAAGUUGAUGGAGGAGAGGAAGGGUGUUUUCGCUACUGUUGUCAGGCACACUACACGAGAACCGCUCGACGGUGAAGUCAACGGCAAAACCUUCCACUUUGUCAAGCAACAAGAGUUCAAUCAGCUCCGUGACGGCGAUCGUCUGAUAGAAUCAGGUACUCGCGAUGGGGUUGAUUACGGAACUAGCUCCAAAGCUAUCGACGCUGUCAUGGAGACGGGCAAAGUCCCCAUCAUCGAGUUGGAUAUCGAGGCUGCGCAGUACGCCAAGGAUAUGGGCUUUGAAGCACGCUAUGUACUCAUCAAGGCCUCAACUCCAGAAGCACUCGAGCAGCGUCUCAAGGCUUUAGAGAAAGAAGACUCUACUGUCCAAGAGAUAUUAAAGAGACUGCCGACAGAGCUCGAACCAGAGAAGGCAGACGAGCUAUUCAACACGACUAUUGUCGACGAUGACGAGCAAGCAGCAGUCAAAAUUCUCGAUGACUAUGUCUACGCGAAGAGUGAGGAUGAGCCUACUGCAGAGCCUGGCUCAGGGGAGGACACGGCUAUGAAGGAAGACGAUGAAGCAAUUGCUGAUACCGAGACCAAGGAGGCUACAAUGACGGAUGCUUAA